AUGGAAAGAUGGCGGCAAAAGUAUGGCGAUGUUUUCAAGCUCAAACUUGGGGUAGCGGAUAUUGUCGUCGUGAAUGGUGAGGCGAUAUACGAAGAUCUUGAGACGAAAAGUGUUGAUUGUAUGGGCAGCCCCAACAAUGGUCGUUAUAAAAUGCUGACAGGCUUUCAUGACAUCUUAACAGGAACAUCUGAUGAAAAAUGGAAAUAUUUUCGGAAAGUCGCACAUCAAAGACUGAGGCAAUACGGGAAGGGAGUUUUGAGAAUUCAAGAACUGAGCCAGGAUCAAAAUUUGAAAUGCGUUGAAGCUUUUCUAAUAUAUAACGGUGAACCUUUUAACCCCAAUGAUGACAUGUGGCACACAAUGGCCAAUGUAGCUACAAUUGCGGUACAACAGCUUAGGGAUAAAAGGAAUAGGCACACUAUUUACAACAUUAACAUGAAAGGCUUGAUGAUCAAAUGCGCAAUAUUAUGCCUUGGCUGUAUCUCAAUCGGGGCAGCUCAGACGAAACCAGGUGGAACUGGACAAGGAGUCACCAAAGCUGAUCUUCUGAACCUUAAGAAUGCGGUCAAUACAUUGGUUACGAGUCAGACAACCUUGAAAGAAUACAUUACGGAUGAAUUAGCCAGCAUACGAGACGAGGUAUCAAAUCUGCGGGAUGAUGUGUCCAAUUUAAGGGAUGGUGAAUCCAACGUUAGAGACAAUGUUCUUGAAAUAAAAGAAAAUAUGAUUGACCUGAAAAAGCAGAGAGAUGAUACUGCUGACAGUGGGGUCUCUUCUAAAGGGGUUUGCAAUGCAUCAUUGGUAGCAGCAGAACUUAAAGACGACCUUACUGGUAUUUUGUGUGAGCAGAAAAAUAGAUCGCAUUAUGGUCAGCAAGUAGUACAAGAUGAAUGUUUGAAUGAAUUUAUGCUUACUGGAGAACAUCACAGGUUUCUUGACAGCAGUUUAACAGCCUCAUCAGAACUCUUUUCGGUUAGAUCUGCAAGACUUGGAGCGAGUCAUGGCUGGGUUCCUAAAGAAAGAGAUCUUCAUCAGUGGAUCCAAUUUGACCUCGGUGAAGUAUGGCAGAUAAAUGGCGUAGUAACACAAGGCUUUGCUAAUGGGGAUUGGUGGGUGAAGUCUUACACAAUCUCACACAGUCUCCAAGGGACUAAUUCAUCAUUUACCGAAAUUGUUAAGGCAGAUGGCCAUGUGACAUUCAGAGGAAAUAAAGAUAGACAUACACCAGUAAUGAACACUUUUCAGUCAGUCAAAGCAAGAUACAUCCGAAUCGGACCGAAAAGUUGGCAUGGUGCCCCUGCCUUACGAUUUGAUGUCAUCGCGUGUCACCAAUGA
Messenger RNA from Owenia fusiformis, 1335 nucleotides. NCBI's taxonomy places the organism in Eukaryota, Metazoa, Annelida, Polychaeta, Sabellida, Oweniidae. The record is from the annotation of a GenBank genome assembly.